UUUUCCCGUCAGUCCUAGGUUGUGUGUAUAUAGCGGUUAGUCGUGUUGAAAGGCAGCAUAGAAGAUUGGACUUAUACACGCAUAUACUCACGCGUGUAUAUAAAUGUUGUAUAUAUAUAUGUAUGAAUAUAGAUAAAUUAUAUAUAUACGUAUAUAUUUAUAUUUAUAUAUAUGUAUAUAUAUAUAUAUCUAUGAAAAAUGUCUAGAAUACUGAUAUUAUUUAGUAUUAAUAUAUAGUAACAAAUAUAUACAUAUAUAUAUAUAUAUAUAUAUAUAAUUACAAUAUGUUUAUAUAUAUUCACAGUAGACAUAUAAAUAUGUACACAGACAUGGAUAUUUAACAGAGGGAAGUGUCCCAUUCAUUACCAACAACUUCUAAAAUUAUUCAUGGUUUCUUACACGACUACAGUAACAAUAACAAAGACAUCAUCAUUAUCAUUAUCAACAACAACAUUAUCACUAUCAACAUCAUCUUUAUUAUCAUCAUUGUUUUCAAUAUCGAGAUCUUACAAGCGAAGGAAGUCUACUUUAUCAGAACACUUUGUUAUACAUUCACUUCAGGCUAUCUAAAUAUUGUUAUAUACUCGUAUCUAUAUAUACCCGUGUCUUAUAUAUAUAAUAUAUAUAUAUAAAAAAAAAACAGACUGAACUUUAACAUUAUUUGAAAAUGUCCCUUAUCAACAGAGAAGCUGUUCUCUGUUGCUGGAUGACCCUCGUCUGUCUUGGAACUGUACUUGAUGCCAUGGUAAUAGAAAGGACGUUCCGUGACCCUUUUGAGCACCCACUUGAGCGAAUGAUCAUGCAUAAUGAAACAGGAGAGCUUUACGUUGGUGCUGUUAAUAAUUUAUUUAAAUUAUCUGCUGAUUUGAAACUGAUGGAAAAUGUCAUCACAGGCCCUGCUGAUGACAACCCCAAAUGCCCACCUCCACUUUUACCUUGCAAAGAACAAAAGAAAAGUACAAACAGCCACAAUCAGGGGUUAGCAUUUGAUUACAGUCGUGACUCAAUUAUCGUCUGUCUGUCCUUGUUCCAUGGUGCCUGUCAUGUCCGGAAGCUGAGUAAUGUCACUGCUGUUGAUGAACAGAUGCCAAAACCUAUUGUAUCAAAUCAUGAAGACAGCUCAACUGUAUUCCUCACUGCACCAGGACCAAAUGGUGAUGCUCUUUAUGUUGCUUCACGCUACAGUAACCAUGGAAACAAGCGCUACCGUGACCUUGUGCCCUCUAUCAGCAGUCGAAACCUGCAAACUCUGGAGUUCACAUAUAGAGAUGCAUCUGGAAGCAGUAAGGUUACUGUCCUACCCAAGUACCGAACACGGCAUUUCGUGAACCCUGUUCAUGCAUUCUCACAUGGAGGUUUUGUUUACUUCAUCACAACCCAGCCACGCACAAAAGACCAAAACUCCCCACAUGUCACAAAACUAGCUCGGAUCUGUCAGAAGGACAAGAAGUUCGAGUCUUAUGUAGAAGUUCGUUUGGAGUGUCGUCGUGGCAGUAAGUUGUACAAUCUUGCCCAAGCUGGUUACUUAUCAAAAGAAAGUGGUGGGAAGUUGUAUGUUGCAUUUGCCAUGGGCAAGCUACAGUCAGAUGCACCUGUACCUUAUAGUGCAGUCUGUAUUUAUGAUAUGCAAGAUGUGAUUACGAAAUUUGAAGAAAACAUCAGAGAAUGUCAUAAUGGUAUUGGAGAAACAGGACUUCAUUAUUUACAACAUUCAAAACCUUGUGAGAAGCGAACUGACCCGUUGCAGUUCUGUGGGACCAACUUCACACCUCAUGCUUCUCUGGAUGGCAGAAAACCCAUCAUGUCACGUCCUGUCCUUGAACAUUCUGGGGCCUACUUCACUGCUAUUGCUUCUCUGUUAGUGGGGCAACACACACUCAUGUUUUUAGGGACCAACACUGGCUAUAUCUAUAAGGUUAUUGUGAAGGACAAUAGCAGCUCUGAAAUCAUUGAGAAACUGUUGGUGGAUCACCAUCGAGAAAUUCUCUCCAACUUGGUUUUCACAAAGGACAGACGACACCUGUACCUGAUGACUCGAGACAAGGUAGCCAUGAUAGAUUUCCUUGACUGUAGCUCUAAGACUACUUGUGAUGCCUGUAUCAAAGAAGGAAACCCAGCAUGUGGCUGGUGUGUUAUGGAAGGCCAAUGUUCCAACCUUGCUGAAUGUACUGCAUCCAAAGUUCAGCCACAUUGGGUGUCAGCUUCCAGUGGUUCCUGUCUUCAGAUCAUGGAAGUUCUACCAGAAGAACUAAGCCUUCAGAAUAUCACAUCCAAUGCUGGAGUUGAUCAGGUGCGUUUUAAAGUUGACCAAAUGAAGGCACCACCAUCAUCUGAUAACAUCGGUUGUUUGUUCUUGUCUGGCCAUUCCAAAGAACAGACUGAAGCUUUGAUCCAAAAGAAUGUUGUGAUCUGUCCCCUUCCCCAUCACAGAAACCUACCAAGAAUUCCUAAGGGUGAGGAUAAUGCUGAGGUUAAUCUUGAGUUUCAAGUUGACGGCAAGUCAAUAGUGAAGAGAAGUGUCAAGGUUUUUGACUGUCGUGUUCAUAAAAGCUGCACAGAGUGCACAGGCAGCACAUUCUCCUGUCAGUGGUGUCCAUUCAGUGGAACAUGCAUUGAUUCUUCCAGCAGUUCUUGUUCUGACACCAACAACAUACAGUCUGGACGCCAAGUUGAUAUCAUUGAUCCCAAUAAGUGUCCACGCCUUGUCAACCCAGUUGCUGAUAUUGUGGUACAUUCUGGAACAAAGAAAGAAGUCAGAGUCAAAGUAGAGAAUCUUUUGCCUGAACAGAAGAAGAAUUUGAAGUGCCAUUUUGAAUAUUUGGGUCAGAAGAAAACAGUACGUGCUGAUGUCUCUGAGCCAGACCUUGUCUGUCAGAAAACAGAGUUUGCUUAUACUGACCAAGAAAUUCCAUAUGUGCCAGUGUCUUUCCGUGUAGUAUGGGGUAAUCAAAGCCUUCAACUGGACAACCCAGAUAACAUCCAAGUCCGUGCCUACAAAUGCCGACUAAUGGUGACAAACUGUGGUAAAUGCCUCAGCAUGGACAAAGAAUAUGACUGUGUCUGGUGCUCGAACAAAUGUAUGCUAGCAAGUAAAUGUUCUGGAACAGUCCUGAAGAGAUCUGACACGUGCCCCGAUCCAAGGAUCCUCCGGUUCAGCCCAAUAUCAGGACCCAUUGGAGGUAAGACAAAUGUCACCAUCACAGGCAUCAAUUUAGGAAAGCACAUUGACGACCUUAGAGAUGGCGUGAAGGUUGCCGGGAUGAAGUGUAAGGUGCUAUCCCAUGACUAUCAACAAUCUUCAGAGUUUAUUUGCGAAACAGAGGUUGUCAAUAAUGCCAAAACUGGAACAAUUAAAGUGGAAGUAGCCAAGAAAUAUUCUGCAGAAUCUGACAGCUUCUUCAGUUUCCUCACCCCAUCUUUGAAGGAGAUCACUCCGAAAAAGGGUCCAAAAUCUGGUGGAACCCAUGUGAUGAUCCAUGGUGACCAUAUGAAUGCAGGUAGUAGAUGGGACAUCAUUGUCGGUAGCAACCCCUGUGAAGUUGUAAGUCAAAACACCUCAGUUAUUGAGUGUGUUACUUCAGCAGAGGGUUCCAUUACAGCAGCUGAUGUGUCAGUAAGUUUCGGAGGAUUACUGAAGCACCUUGAUGAGAAGUUUGAAUUUGUUGAAGAUCCAACCAUUACAAUGGUGGAACCUAAUAGAAGUAUUCUCAGUGGAGGGACAACAUUGACUGUAACAGGAACCAAUUUGAAUCUUAUUCAAGAACCAAAACUGUUUAUCAAAUACAACAGCACCAUGAAGGAAUCACCCUGCAAGUCAAAGCACCAGAACAUGCUGGAAUGCCGAAUGCCAUCAUUGGACUUUGGAGAAAACCAGGUGUCUUUGACAAGCCCCAAAGAGGUGCAGUACGGUUUCAUCAUGGAUGGUGUCGUUCAACUGAAAAAUCUCUCAGAUAAUCCAGAGUUCCGCCCUCUUCUUUACUUCCCUGACCCUGUUGCUGAGCCUUUCACCGGUGAAAGGAGUACCAAAAAAUAUAUGAAAGGUGACAAAUUAGUGAUUGAGGGUAAAUUCCGUAGCAUCAACCAGCUGUUAACGGAUGUGUAUGUACAUGUAGGCAACAGUCUAUGCACUGAUCUGAAACCACAUGACACAGCAUUGAUGUGCACCCCCCCUUCUUCACCAAGUGGUGUUGACAAAGAAGGCAAUGCCCCUGUAGUGCUCCAUAUUGGUCAGUACAAGUCAGACAUUGGUUACUUGAGCUACUACGAGGAGCAGGAAGGGGAAAGACCUAUAGCCCUUGGCAUAAUCCUUGGUGUGGCUCUGCCGAUGCUGACAAUCAUCAUCCUGUUGACAGUAUGUGUAGUGAGGCGCCAUAUGAAGCAUGAUCCCAGCGACAACUAUAUCCCUGAUGUACUCAAGGACUAUGAGGGCAAGAAAGAAAAUGAAGCCAUUGGGAUGAACCACAUGUCAGCUGGUACGAUGGAUUCCUCACAGUACAUCAGUGAACUCCUGGCCAGCUUCGAUGAUGAACAGGAACGACAACAAAUAACAGAACUUCUCAUUACACGAAACAAGCUAGACAUUGGAGAACUCCUUGGUAAAGGUAACUUUGGUGUUGCAUACAAGGCCCAGUUUACUAAAUGUGACAGUGAACCACCUAUGACUGUUGCUGUCAAGUCUUUGCAAGGUACUAACACUGACCAGAAGGCUCUACAACAGUUUCUGAGGGAUUCAUUGGUGUUUAAGGAACUCCAGCAUAAGAAUGUCCUACCAAUAUUUGGUGUCUGCUUGACCAUCAGUGAUGAUCCUGUGGUUGUUGUUCCUUAUAUGGAAACAGUAGACCUCCGCACCCACAUUAGGGAUUCCAGCAAAUCAUUGUCAGUGUGCACUCUAUUAGAUUAUGGUCUCCAAGUGGCAGAAGGAAUGACCUACUUAUCUGAACUGAAGGUCAUACAUCACAAUUUGGCUGCAAGAAAUUGUUUGUUGUGUGAUUAUAAAACGGUAAAACUCACUGACAUUGGCCUGACCAAUGAACUGUUCAGCAAGGACUUCUACUUCACCGAGGACCACACUGCCAAGUUACCAGUGAAAUGGAUGGCACCUGAGAGUGUGGAACACUUUGUCUUCAGCACCCAGACUGAUGUGUGGUCUUAUGGAGUGGUUUUGUGGGAACUGCUUACCCGAGGUGUUACCCCUUACCCAGAUGUUGUACCUUGGGAUGUGCAUAGCUACUUGCAGAGUGGACGACGUAUGCAGAAGCCAAAACAUUGCCCAGAAUUCAUUUACCAACUGAUGUUACGAUGUUGGCAGCAAGACUCUGAUGACCGCCCAGCCUUCUCUGAGAUCUGUACUGCCCUCCGCAGCGUCUCCACCAAUGAUCCUUCUGUACCAGAGGAUGAAGCUCAGCCACUGAAUGCUACUGUAGAAUUUACCGGAUCUACAGAAUACCUUGAAGUCAUCGAAUAAAUAUUGCAAAACAAAAAAAAAAUAAUAACUAAAUAAAUCAAAAAUUAAAAAUAAGUGGAAAAAGUGGAAAAAUAACAAUAGAAACAAUAACAAUACAACACCUCAGUGUGUUGUGGAGGGUGGUGGAAUUGGUGGUGAAGGAAAAGAGGAAGAUGGUUGUGGUAGAGGUGGUGGUGAGGAGGUCAAACAAUAGAAUAUAUAAUUAUUUUCUCAUUGAUGGACAGACUCCAUCCCCAGCACACAUACCCCACCCUUUGUGUUUCCUCCUCUCUCUUUCUUUUUCCCUCUUUCUUUCUCUCCUUCCUUUACCAGCUACCGACCCUGCCCACACCCAUUUCUCUCCAGAUAAUGAAUUUGACAAAUAUAAUAUUUCUAGUCUUCUAAAAUAAUUUUGGGGGUUAUAGCAGCCAUCUAUUUUUUAUAGAGAAAAACAUAAACCAUCUGACAACUGAGAGAUUUUGAUUUCAAUUUUUGCUAGCUCUCAUUCAGUUUCCAUGCUGCCAGAACCAUGUAGUAAAAUAUAUAAAUAGUCAGAUUGGGCGGGGGGACUCAAAUGUUUCUGAUUGUACGACUAUAUUGGCACUGGAUGAGACCCAACCAGGUUUAAAUUACAAGGCUUCAUGAGUCAGAUUCCAAUGUCCUCUUUAAAAUAGUUAUAACCAUCUCAAAGCUUUGUUUUAGAACAAAACUGCAAAUACUUUCUUGUAUAGAAUUAAUAAAUUCAUAUGUUCCAUGGAGUGUUAUGUAAUAUAUAUAUAUUAUACAAAUUUUUAUGCUCACUUACACUUACGCACUUGCAUGCACUCAUACAUAUAAAUAUAGAUAUAUAAUAUAUACAUACAUAUAUAUAUAUACAUAUGCUUAUACAUAUCAACUUAUGUAUGUAUAUAUAUAUUUAUCUAUGUGUAUGUGUGUGUAUAUAUUCGUUUUGAUUUCUUUUUAUUUGUUUAUAGUUACCUUUAAUUAUCUUCCAAACGUUCUAGUUUCUUCCUUUUGUCCAAAGAUUGGAAACAAGAAACUUGAUGCAAUGAUUUGAGAAAUUUUCAGUUUCCAGUACACACAUGCAUAUAUAUAUAUAUAUAUAUAUAUAUUAUGUAAGAUAAUCUUUUUAAAUGUUGAUCUGAUAUAAUUUGGGGGUUGUUUCAAGCUAGAAAUAUUUGAAAUAUAAUUUCAUUAAGAACUUAAAAAUUCAUCUUAUAUGAUGCAUUAUAUAAUUUUCUUCAUUAUUUUCUUUUUUUUUUUUCAUUUGCAACAAGCUUACCUACCUAUACACACAGACAACUACUUGCCCAUCUUAUACAGUUUCCCUUGUAAUCUCCUCUUAUAUACCGUUGUUACAUACCCCACUUCCAGCUGACUACCAACAUUCAUCUGCUUUCGUGUUUUGCUACUCAGCCAGCCUCACACCCAUUUAAUCUCACAUUCAUUUCCAGCAUAAAUUACCCAUGCAUCCAACACAGCUUUUCAAUUGUUCAUGCAUCUCACACAGUUACAUUAUCAACUGUCUGUCUACACAUACCCUCAUGGAUCUUUGCUCACUUUUUCCUUUUUUCUUUUUUCUUUUUUUUUAUUCAUAUUUACCUACCCAGAUACCCCCCAGCCUAUAAAGCUAUUGAAAUUCACUUUUGUUGCCAUAAAUAAUUAUUCUAAUUAAAAAAUUAAAAAAUUCUUAUUAUUUAUACUAUAAUUAUCAUCAUCAUCAUCAUCAUCAUCAUCAUUAUUAUUAUUAUUAUUAUUAUUAUUAUUAUUAUUAAGGUGCAGAGUUGGCAGAAUUGUUUGUGCAUUGGCUAAAAAUGCUUUGCAGCAUUUCUUUCAACUCAUGUUCUGAGUUCAAAUUCCACCAAAGUUGACUUUGUAUUUCAUUCUUUCUGGGUCAGUAAAAGAAUCAGUCAAAUACUGGAGUCAAUGUAAUUGACUUACUCUACCCCUAAAGUUGCUGGCUUUUUACCAAAAAUUGAAACCAUUAUUAUUUAUUUUUACUACAACUACUUCUACAACUGCUGCUGCUACUACUAGUACUACUACAGCUACCACUAAGUUCAAAUCCCACUGAGGUCAGCUUUGCCUUUCAUCCUUCUAGGGUCCAAAAAAAUAAUGUAGCAGUCAAGUAAUGGGAUACAAUUCGAGGCCCGAUGCCAAAGUGACAAAUCAUAAUUAUAAACAACAAUUAAUUUUUGAAUUCAUUAGAAUGGUAAGACAGUGUGUUUGGCCUUACUGGAUUCCGAACAUGUCUAGACACCACCACCACCACCGUGAUAACAGCAUGUACCAUUAUUUCCACAAUGACUACCAUUAUCAUCACAACUACUUAACGACACCACCACCACCACUACUAAUACCACUUCUACUGGUACUGUCACCAUAACCUCUGCUAUUAUCAUCACUGUUAGCAAUCCUGGUGACCAGAAUAAAGGAAAUUGAACUGCUUCCAUCUAGUAACCCACCAACCCACCACUCCUGUCAAUUUUUUAAUGGUGACCUACCAACUGACUGACUAGCUUACUGGUCAGUCACUGAGUAAGCAGUAACUUGACUUGAUCACAAAAUUGGUUGAUGGAUAAAUUCCCCUGCUAGUGUUAUCAUAUUAAUGAAUUUAUAAGUUUACAUACAUGUUCACACACCCGCAUGUGCAUACACACACAUAUAUGUGUGUGCACAUAAUGGUAUCAAGACUUGCAUAUUUAAAGAAUUGAAAAAAAAAAAUAGGACAAUUCAGUGUGAUUGAUCAGUGCUGUUAAAGCAUUGUUUGAUGAUGUCAUGAUAAAAUCUUCAUAUAAAUUGUUUUGAUUUUUAUUAUUAAUAUUAUUAUCGUGAUUUAAGGUGAUGAACUGGCAGAAUUGUUAGCAUGCCGGGCAAAAUGCCUUGUGGUAUUUCAUCCAUCUUCACAUUCUGAAUUCAGUUUCUGCCAAAGUUGACUUUGCCUUUCAUACUUUUUAGGAUCAAUAAAAUAAGUACCAGUUGAACACUGGGGGUCGAUGUACCCCCUCCUCCAAACAUUACUGGCCUUGUGUCAAAAUUUGAAAUCAAUAUUAUUAUUAUGAUCUGUGUUCAAAUCCCACCAAGGACAACUUGGCUUUUCAUCUUUUUGGAAUCAAUAAAAUAAAGUAAGUCAAGAAUUGA
Molecule: messenger RNA, 8584 nt
Organism: Octopus bimaculoides (California two-spot octopus)
Lineage: Eukaryota; Metazoa; Mollusca; Cephalopoda; Octopoda; Octopodidae
Product: plexin-A4
Biological process (GO): semaphorin-plexin signaling pathway; regulation of cell migration; protein phosphorylation
Cellular component (GO): semaphorin receptor complex; plasma membrane
Molecular function (GO): ATP binding; protein kinase activity; protein binding
Source: RefSeq, a predicted model, not a curated record